UGUGCGCGCACCUCCUUAGUGUUUCGUGUACACAAAUCGGAGUCGUAUGUUUUUUCGCAGUGUAAUUUGAAUAUCACAUAGAAUCAUGUUUGGCAAUUUAUCCGCUUAAUCCUGAUCGAGGCGUGAAUCGAUCUAUUUCUUUUUGUACUGUGAUAUUAAUCCGAGUGCAAUUCUAUCGAUGGUCUGUGUAUUUUUAAGUGUAGAAGUGUGAUACAAGUGAUUCAGUGUCAUUUUCCAUCCUGUCAAGUAUUAAAUGUAAUAUGGCCGCUUUCUAAUACAAAUCGCAGAAGUGCUUUGUUAUUCAAAUAUUUCGUUUACUAGUUUCGAUUAGAAAAGGAGCAAUGGAGCUUCGAGUAGGAAAUAAAUAUAGACUCGGCCGUAAAAUUGGCUCGGGUUCUUUUGGAGAUAUUUAUCUAGGAACAAGUAUUACUACAGGAGAGGAAGUCGCUAUUAAAUUAGAAUGCAUCAAAGAAAAGCACCCGCAGUUGCAUAUCGAAAGCAAAUUCUACAAAAUGAUGCAAGGAGGAAUGGGUAUACCUACAAUUAAAUGGUGCGGCUCAGAAGGCGACUACAAUGUAAUGGUUAUGGAAUUACUGGGUCCAUCAUUAGAAGACUUAUUUAAUUUCUGUUCGAGGAGGUUUUCUUUGAAAACGGUUUUAUUACUUGCCGAUCAACUUAUAUCUCGCACAGAAUAUAUACAUUCGCGUAACUUCAUCCAUCGCGACAUUAAACCCGAUAACUUUCUUAUGGGACUCGGAAAGAAAGGAAACUUGGUCUAUAUAAUAGACUUUGGUCUGGCGAAGAAAUUCAGAGAUGGACGCACACACCAGCACAUACCAUAUAGGGAGAAUAAGAAUUUGACUGGUACAGCUAGAUACGCUUCCAUUAAUACUCAUCUUGGAAUAGAACAAUCUCGUCGAGACGAUUUAGAAUCCCUAGGUUACGUUCUAAUGUAUUUCAAUCGAGGCUCGUUGCCUUGGCAAGGUCUGAAAGCUGCCACUAAAAGACAAAAGUACGAACUCAUCUCUGAAAAGAAAUUAUCUACGUCAAUAGAAGAAUUAUGCAAAGGUUUCUCGCCGGAGUUUGCAUCUUAUUUACAUUGUUGUCGGCAAUUGAGAUUUGAUGAUCGUCCAGACUACUCCUAUCUUAGACAAUUAUUUCGCAAUUUAUUUCAUAGACAAGGAUUCACCUGCGACUAUGAAUUUGAUUGGAAUAAGUUGAAAUUCGGUGGUUCUAGGUCUAAUAAUCACGGUGGUAAUAAUGGUGCAGGCGGCGAAGAAAACGGAGGUGGUGCGAACAACGGAGCGAUGGGCGGCGGAGGUGGUAACGGCGGCACGGGCAAUAAUGGAGCAGGAGCAGGAGGCGGCACAGGAACGAGAGGAACUCGUGGAGCGGCAGGAUACGGAGCUGUUCCUCCGGAAACGCCGAGACCUCCACAAGGACGUUUACGUAGGCACGAUGUGUCCACACCAGCAGCGGCAGUUGGAGACGAUAUUGCAUCAAGAGGAAUGUAUGAAAGCCACGAAAGACGUGUUUCCAUGAGAUUAAGGGGGCAAGGUACAGCUGCGUCACCUAACCAAGAACAUGCAAAAAACACCGGCUCACCGAUGGCUCCCCCUAGUCAGCAACGCAGAGCGUCAGCUCCGAAAGAAGGUCCCCCAAGACUUAAAAAAUAACCCAUUAAACGCGCCGUUUUACACAAUAAUUAUUUAAAAUUGUGGUAGAAUCGAAAUGCAACAGUCGAUUUUAAUAAUAUCUUCCUCGUUUAGUUAGGCGUCAUAAACAAUUUGAUAUGAUAACUAUGUGUGUGUGUGUAAUGAAUGUAUGUACGAUUUAUGAAAUACGACUGCGAUUAUUCUUAUAUUUUGUGACAAUGCUGGAAAUAAGGUUAGAGGACUCAAUAUAUUUAGAAAAAUGUUAAUCGGCGCAUAUCGAUUUAUUAAAUGUUUGUCAUGGAAUAUUUUAAUUUAUUCAUGACUUCUUCAUAAAGAUAUAUUGGUAGCAGCAGGAUCUAUCUUAUAGUAUUCGUUUUUAUUAUACUUGAUAAAAAUGAUUGCUUAAUUGAAAUGCCAAUUAACAGCACGUUAAAAAUGGACGUUUGUAAGAAAAAAAACUACAAGAUAAAACAAACUUGUUUCAAAUAUAUAAGCCUACAUUUUGAUAUAAUUUACUAUCAUAUAUCCUUAUUAUCAAAAUCUAUCCUUAGAUCUAUCAUUUGUCAUUCAAUAACAUUAAUUUGUGUGUGAUGAUUGCCACUAUUCAGCAACCGACUAUGAAGUAUAUCCUGUUGCUGUUACAUUUUGUUACAACAAAAGUGCUCCGCAAAAAAUCGGAACAUUUUAAAAUAGUUGCAAUGAAGGAAAAGUAUAGAAGAAUCAGUUUUGAUUUUUUAUAAACAAAAAACGAACUUAAUGAUGACUGAUAGUUUUACAUUUUGAGACGAAUGUAUCUUAAUAUAAAAAAAACACAUGUGUAUAAUAUAAUAAGUGUGUAUA
Ctenocephalides felis (cat flea) is the source of this 2495-nucleotide messenger RNA. RefSeq names its product casein kinase I-like. The coding region runs from base 342 to 1676 and encodes 444 amino acids. Gene Ontology annotation, biological process: peptidyl-serine phosphorylation; signal transduction; endocytosis. Lineage: Eukaryota; Metazoa; Arthropoda; Insecta; Siphonaptera; Pulicidae. The record is from RefSeq and is a predicted model, not a curated record. Gene Ontology annotation, molecular function: ATP binding; protein serine/threonine kinase activity. The transcript has 8 exons. Gene Ontology annotation, cellular component: nucleus; cytoplasm.